AUGACUAAACAGAUCAUAUCGAAAUCAGGUGUCACCGGACUGUUUAGAGGUGUCACUGCCGUUGCUGCUGGCGCCGCUCCAGCACAUGCCAUCCACUUUGCCAUAUAUGAGUACCUAAGGAACAAGAUAUGUCAGGGCGACAAUGCCCAUCAUCAUCCAUUCAAGACAGGUGCCGCUGGUGCUUUCGCAACUAUGGUUAGCGAGGCAGUAGCAUCACCAAUGGAUGCUGUGAAGCAGAGAAUGCAACUACAGGCGACUAGCUAUGGUGGAAUGUUCAGUUGCAUGAAGAGCAUGUGGGCGAGGGAAGGACUGCGGGCAUUCUACGCAGGUUACACUACAUCACUGGUCAUGAACGUGCCUUACUACGGCUUCUACUUUGCCUCGUAUGAGAGUCUGAAGAAGCUGGUCGAGCCACUGCACGCCGAGGGCAGCGAAGACCACUAUCAAUUCCAGUUGCACGUCGUUGCAGGAGGUGGCGCAGGCAUGGUGGCCGCCGGUCUGACCAACCCAUUCGACGUGGCCAAGACGCGUCUGCAGACGCAGGGCGAUGUUGGCAAGCACUACAGAGGCAUGAUCGAUGCGUUCAAGACCAUUUGGCAGGAGGAGGGCAUGCAGGGAAUGAUGCGUGGCGUCAAGCCAAGAAUCGUGUUCCACUCGAUGAGCUCGGCAAUCGUCUGGUCUGUCUACGAAUACGUCAAGCAUCUCAUGGGAGAGUAA
Molecule: messenger RNA, 717 nt
Organism: Acytostelium subglobosum LB1
Lineage: Eukaryota; Evosea; Eumycetozoa; Acytosteliales; Acytosteliaceae
Exons: 2
Coding region: 1-717 (238 amino acids)
Biological process (GO): iron import into the mitochondrion
Cellular component (GO): mitochondrial membrane
Molecular function (GO): ferrous iron transmembrane transporter activity
Source: RefSeq, a predicted model, not a curated record